Molecule: messenger RNA, 453 nt
Organism: Periconia digitata
Lineage: Eukaryota; Fungi; Ascomycota; Dothideomycetes; Pleosporales; Periconiaceae
Source: the annotation of a GenBank genome assembly
CUUGGAGAGAAAGAGGAGGGGAUUGUCCCAAAACUGUGACGGGUAGCACCGACUGGGUGAGCGUGUCUGCAGGGGCGUUGCUACAAGCAGCAGGUGAGGAGAACAGAUGGUCCCCCUACAGGGCUCUCUGUUCGCUAAAGCCUGUAGAAUAUGCAAUCUGCUCGGUACGGUUGAGAAUUCAAAGGAAUACUCGCACCCUCGGCGCUCGGUUGGUGACCACGGUAGCGGACAGAGAUGUUUGCUAGCGACCGCCCGACGGUUCAAAGGAAGAGGGCUUCUUGGUGGACAUGCAUGCAGGCGCACUGCACAAGCGCGUUCAUGACUAGCUAUAGCUCGAACAAAGUGCGUGUCGAAGGAGAAGGUUGAGCAUCUAGAAGGGAGGCGAAUGCGCCGGGGCCGUUUAGAGCCAGCCAGCUCACGGGUCGAGGAGCUGUUUACUCCUUCGUGUGACGA